UCUCUCACUGACACACACACACACACACACACUCCAGAGAUAGGUCUGCGUUCAGCAGAAAGUCUCUCACUCUCUCGCUCUCUCUCGCGCUCUCUCUCUCUCUCUCUCUCUCUCUCUCUCUCUCACUCUCUCGCUGACACACACACACACACACACUCUUAGACAUAUAUGUGGACAGAUGUGCGCACCUUACACUUUCGAUCUCUGACUCAGAGCCAGGCAACAAUUUUUCUAAGUCCUGUUUAGAGAGAGAGAUAAACAUGCGCCAGGAUCGCUGAAGAGAGCAGAGGAGAGAAAGUACAGGAUGGACUGAAUGCAGGAGGACGAAGUAAACUCGUCAAAGGAGAGACAGAGACUUUGAAAUCGGUUUCUUACAAACAGGCUGAAACAGAGCUCACCUCGAAAAGCUCAGAUAUUUGGAGGAAGGACCUGAAGCAGGGACGAUCGACAGCUGUUGUUUUUCAGCGUGUGCUUGCCCACUAGCUGGGUUCGUGUCCUUUCCCUGCUGUGUGUGCUUUUGCGUUUACGUGUCUUUGCUACCCUUGACCUGACUGACUGAAGUAUCACCAUGUUGUGGACUCUUCUGUUGGCUCUUGUCCUGUUGCUGGUACUGCAGACACAGUUAUGUGUCUGCCUGCAAGAGCUCAGAUCCUCCACAACCUCCGGGAGCUCCGGGAGCUCCGCGACCCCUGCUCAGAUCCCGGACGCUGCCGUCUCUCGACGCCUGCCAGGGGCCAUCAUCAUCGGGGUACGCAAGGGUGGCACCAGGGCCCUCCUGGAGAUGCUCAAUCUCCACCCAGAAGUGGAGGUGGCCAAGGCUGAGAUCCAUUACUUCAACCUGGAUGAAAACUUCCGCAGGGGAUUGGACUGGUACCGCGCCCAGAUGCCACUCACCCUCCCCGGGCAGGUGACCGUCGAGAAGACCCCUGGCUACUUCACGGCACCACUGGCUCCAACCAGGAUGUGGUCGGCAAAUCCCGCAGUGAAGCUCCUCCUGAUUGUCCGCGACCCCGCCGAGAGACUCGUGUCAGACUACACACAAGUCCUGCACAACCGCCUGCAGCAGAACAAGCCAUACCAGCCACUGGUGGAGCUGCUCUUGCAUCGAGGCCGCAUUAACCCAAGCUACAAGGCUCUCCAAAGGAGCCUCUACCAUCACCACCUGGCUAGGUGGCUGGAACUUUUCCCCAGGGAGCAAAUCCACAUCGUGGAUGGAGAGGCACUGAUCCAGGAUCCAUUCCCCGAGCUCCAGAAAGCAGAGAGGUUCCUGGAGCUUCCGCCACGGAUAACACCAGAAAACUUCUACUUCAACACAACUAAAGGGUUUUACUGCUUGCUGACAGCAGGGCAUGACAAGUGUUUGGAUGACUCAAAAGGGAGACCCCAUGCUCCCCUCAGUAACAAGGCAUUCCAGAAGCUCUGUAAAUACCUCAGGGAGCCCAAUCAGAUCUUCUUUAACAUGGUUGGCCAGACCUUUGAUUGGUGCUAAUGAAAGGUGAUCUGCUGCGGAAGGUCUUGUCUGUUCAAAAUUCUGCACACUAUUUGCCGUUUGACUGAAGUAACAUCUACACGGUGGUAUGCUUUUCAAAUCUUUUAAAAAUCGUGAGCUGAACUGAAAAAGUGCAAGAGCGCUAAUAUGAGCAACUGAAUGUCAUUCUGGACCAGGGCUCCCUCUGGUGCUGGUUGUGUGAAACUGCAAAAGACUGAUUUGUAGAUUCAGAUGCAGUGCUGGGCACAUGCUGUUGAUUGCAAGUUUGAAAUGUAAAUAGAAGUAGCUAUAGAACACAGGAUGCAAAUGUACUUCCUGCUGCUCUUUGUAAAAAAAAAGUUGUAAAAAGUAUGACUGUAAAUCAUGAUCAUUAAAGUUCAAUUGUUUUUCAUCUUUCCUAUUCAUAACGCUAAUAAUGUGUAAUAAUUUGAAAAGUUCUUUGAAUCAUUUUAAUAGAAACUUUUCUAUAUUUUCUAUAUUUUUCUUAAUUGUCUCCUACAAAGGAUAUUUUAUGAUGACUGUAUGCACUAUAGAAGUUUUUUUUUUAUCCAUAAAUGAAUGUACACAAACCUCCAACAAAAUAUUAAGAAACGCAAAAUUUCAAAUGCCGUCAAAUAUUCUCACUGUGACAUUGGUCAAUAAAUCUGUGGAGAGAAUAUUACAUCAAAACAUGUAAGUGUAAAUCAGAAUGCAAUUUACCAUGCUUAAACUAUAACAAACAGCCUACCGUUUAAACAAUGGAAGAACCAAUGUGCUUUGCAUUUCAAUACAGAUACUUUUUAAACUGCAACUCUU
Messenger RNA from Electrophorus electricus (electric eel), 2284 nucleotides. It is a transcript of the gene hs3st1l2, whose product is annotated as heparan sulfate (glucosamine) 3-O-sulfotransferase 1-like 2. Gene Ontology annotation, molecular function: [heparan sulfate]-glucosamine 3-sulfotransferase activity. NCBI's taxonomy places the organism in Eukaryota, Metazoa, Chordata, Actinopteri, Gymnotiformes, Gymnotidae. The record is from RefSeq and is a predicted model, not a curated record.